AUGGCUGCGCUCUACCGAAGUAGGCAUCGGUGGAAACGAAUCAAUUGGUCCCAUGUUUUGACCAGAAACUUUACAGGGAAUUAUGACUACGAUACGGUUGUUAUUGGAGGAGGGUCUGGUGGGCUCGCCUGUUCGAAGGAAGCGGCACAGCUUGGACAAAAAGUUGCUGUUCUGGAUCACGUGGAGCCCUCUUUGAGAGGCACUAAGUGGGGUUUAGGUGGUACGUGUGUUAAUGUUGGCUGCAUACCAAAGAAACUCAUGCACCAGGCGGCUCUCCUUGGAACUGCAGUGAAAGAUGCUAAAAAGUAUGGAUGGCAGCUGCCAGGGCCAAUUUCCCAUGAUUGGCUCACCAUGGCUGAGGCUGUUCAAAACCAUGUCAGGUCUUUGAACUGGGGUCACCGGGUCCAGCUUCAGGACAAGAAGGUGAAAUAUCUUAACAUGAGAGGAAGCGUUGCAGAUGAACACACAGUCAAAGCACUAUCAAAAACAGGGAAAACAAUGACACUGACUGCCAAGAACAUUGUGAUUGCUACAGGUGGCCGACCCAAAAUCCCCACAGAUAUUCCAGGUGCGAUGGAACAUGGUAUCACCAGUGAUGACAUUUUCUGGCUGAAAGAAUCGCCUGGAAAAACACUCGUGGUUGGAGCGAGCUAUGUAGCGCUUGAGUGUGCAGGUUUCCUUACAGGCAUCGGUUUGGACACAACCGUGAUGGUUCGCAGCAUUGCACUCCGGGGAUUUGAUCAGCAAAUAGCAGGAUUGGUGACUGACUACAUGGAGUCUUAUGGAACCAAGUUUGCAUUUAGGUGUGUCCCCAAGAGAGUAGACAAACUUCCAUCAGGGGCCCUGAAAGUGACCUGGAGUGAUGCUCUGACUGGCCAGGAACACAAUGACACCUACGACACUAUGUUAUGGGCGGUUGGUAGAGCUCCAGAAACCAAAGCUUUGGGUCUUGACAAUCUUGGCGUACAACUCAACAAGGAGACAGGGAAAAUAAUUGUGGGGGUGGAUGAAUCUACUUCUGUGCCAAACAUCUAUGCUUUGGGGGACAUAAGCCAGGGCCGGCCUGAAUUGACGCCUACAGCUGUUAAAUCGGGAAAACUCCUUGCCCGCAGACUUGCUGGACACAGCAAAGAGCUCAUGAACUAUGACAACGUGCCAACCACUGUGUUCACCCCACUUGAAUAUGGUUGUGUGGGCCUAUCAGAGGAGGAAGCUGAAGUCAGGCAUGGCAGAGACAACAUAGAGGUUUACCAUGCCUUUUACAAGCCUCUGGAAUUCACUGUGGCAGAGCGUGAUGCUAGUCAGUGUUACAUAAAGGUGAUAUGCCAGCGGGAUGGAGAUCAGAAAAUAUUGGGUCUGCAUUUCACUGGUCCAAAUGCAGGCGAAGUCACGCAGGGUUUUUCUAUGGGCCUCCAGUGUGGGGCAACAUAUUCACACCUUUUGGGAACAGUAGGAAUCCAUCCAACCUGUGCGGAGGAGAUAACCAAGAUUAACAUCACGAAACGUUCAGGAUUGGAUGCCACUGUCACCGGAUGCUGA
This is a messenger RNA of Nerophis lumbriciformis (worm pipefish), 1539 nucleotides long. NCBI's taxonomy places the organism in Eukaryota, Metazoa, Chordata, Actinopteri, Syngnathiformes, Syngnathidae. The record is from RefSeq and is a predicted model, not a curated record.